AAUCGUCAACGAAGAAGAUUUUCUCGAAAAGGUUUGGAUCUCUGUUCUAGAAUCCUGCUCCCCGUUCUAAACUAUCAGCGAAGAGUAUCUCACCUUUCAAAUUGUGAAGAGUAUUUGGAUUUCGUGUGUUCUCACCACUGUAUUGUGAGAGUUUUGAGGCUCCGAUGCGGGCCCGACAUCUGGGUCGUUCCUGUGAAUCAAUCUAGUUUGAAUUGAAAUAGAAGUUAUCUUGAUCUUCCACAAUGGAUCUUCCACCACAUAACGAAGAGUCUGCUAUAGAGCAGUAUUAUGUCACCAAAAUCGAGGAAAUGGAGGUGAUGGUCAGUGAGAAAAUGCAAGAUCUACGUCGUCUUGAAGCACAAAGAAAUGAACUAAAUACAAAAGUUCGUGCUAUUCGCGAAGAACUUCAACACCUCCACGAACAGAGUAGCCAUGUCGGUGAAGUGAUUAAGCCGAUGGACACCAAGAAGGUCCUUGUCAAGGUGCCGCCGGAAGGAAAAUUUGUUGUAGAUUUAGGAAAGAACAUUGAGAUGGCUGAUGUCAAGGCAGGGUGCCGUGUAGCACUACAGAAUGACAGCUAUGCGCUGCACAAAAUCCUUCCCAACAAGGUUGACCCUCUUGUCAGCUUGAUGAUGGUGGAGAAAGUGCCGGACAGCACCUAUGAAGUAAUCGGUGGUCUUGACAAGCAGAUCCAGGAAAUCAAGGAGGUUAUUGAGCUGCCUGUCAAGCAUCCGGAAUUGUUUGAAGCACUUGGUAUCGAUCAGCCAAAGGGUGUUCUCCUGUAUGGUCCACCUGGUACUGGCAAGACGUUGCUUGCCAGAGCCGUCGCCCACCACACGAACACCACGUUUAUCCGCGUCUCCGGCUCUGAACUCGUGCAGAAGUAUAUCGGAGAGGGAUCGCGAAUGGUCCGUGAACUCUUUGUCAUGGCUCGGGAACAUGCACCCAGUAUUAUCUUUAUGGAUGAAAUUGAUAGUAUUGGUGCUUCAAGAAGUACAGCGACAGGUGAUAGUGAAGUACAGCGUACUAUGCUUGAACUGCUCAAUCAGCUGGAUGGCUUUGAGGCGACAAAGAACAUCAAGGUCAUCAUGGCCACCAAUCGUAUUGAUAUUCUGGAUCCGGCACUGUUGCGUCCAGGUCGAAUUGACAGGAAGAUCGAGUUCCCUGCCCCCAAUGAAGAUGCUCGUCUUGACAUUCUGAGAAUUCACUCUAGAAAGAUGAACCUAACCCGAGGCAUCAACCUGCGUCAUAUUGCUGAACUCAUGCCGGGUGCUUCCGGUGCUGAAGUGAAGGGUGUGUGUACUGAGGCAGGUAUGUAUGCACUUCGAGAGCGACGUGUGCAUGUCACGCAAGAAGAUUUCGAAAUGGCCGUAGCCAAGAUUAUGAUGAAGGAUAGUGAAAAGAGUAUGUCCAUCAAGAAGUUCUGGAAAUAAGUUGCCGCGAACAGGUGUGGCGUGUUCUUCUUGGAGCACGGCAUCAUGCCUUGUAUAUGUAUGUACGUAUGUACGUGACUGGUGCGUGUGUUGUGUGUGUGCACGUGUGUGUGUGCACGUGUGUGUGCGUGCGUGCGUGCACGUUCGCGCACCAGCACUAGUCAUUUUUUCCCCUCUGCGCAACAAUCACAACAUGGCUAGCGCGUGCUGCGCCCCCAUGCUUUCGUGCGAGCAUUAGCGUUAUUCCUUUCUUCUAAAGCCGUCGACCGAUGAUGUUCGCAUGCUAAGAGUCAUGACCAGCUCUGUACCCCUGUUGUUGAGUUUCAUUUUCAUGACAUGAUUUCUGCCUUUUUUACUUGUGUUUUGUCUAUGAGCGCGCUGCUCCUGUACAGUCGACUUGUACAUGCUUUUCCCUGUUUUUGUUUUGUUUUACGGCUUGCUUGUUUGUCUGUAUUUUACUCAAUAGAACAACCCUAAUGCUACCGAUUUCUGCGCUUUGGACCUCUGAAUUUGCUUCACACGUCUUUGCUUUUUUUUUAUUGCUUCCAUCGCUACCACUUCUGAGGAUUGACUAGGGGUGUUUAAACUGUCAAAUCUCAUCAGUUGUC
Molecule: messenger RNA, 2041 nt
Organism: Sycon ciliatum
Lineage: Eukaryota; Metazoa; Porifera; Calcarea; Leucosolenida; Sycettidae
Product: 26S proteasome regulatory subunit 8-like
Exons: 14
Coding region: 243-1433 (396 amino acids)
Biological process (GO): proteasome-mediated ubiquitin-dependent protein catabolic process
Cellular component (GO): proteasome regulatory particle, base subcomplex
Molecular function (GO): ATP hydrolysis activity; ATP binding; proteasome-activating activity
Source: RefSeq, a predicted model, not a curated record